AAUGCCUCCAGAAAUGCUCGACACCGCCACUAGCAGUGGCAACGGCAGCAACGCCGUAACACCAGCCCAAACGACCUCCAAUACGGCACCCACCUUCCUUGACACCCAGCCAGGUCCAGACCACGACUGGAGAAUCACGUUGAAGAACAAGGUCAUUGCUAUCACGGGUGCCAAUAGGGGCAUCGGCCUAGCCCUCGCAGAGGUCUGUUUAGCCAACGAGGCUGCAGCCGUUUUCAGCCUGGACGUGUUCGAACCCGGUGAGGAGUUCGCCGCCCUGCAGAAGGCCAACCCGAAGCGCCUAUCCUACGUCCACUGCGAUGUCACCUCGGAGGAGAGCGUCACCUCCGCGAUCGACGCCGUUAUCACCGCACGAGGUGCCAUCCACGGCUUCAUCGCAAACGCCGACAUGACAAAGCACCAGCCCGCCUUCGACUUCACCCGCGCCCAGCUAGACCAACUGUUCAACCUCAACGUCUUUGGAGCCUACUUCUGCGCUACCGCCGUUGCCCGCCGGUUCAUUGAGCUGGGAAUCAAGGGUUCCAUCGUGUUCACUGCUUCCAUGACAUCCUAUCGCCCCAACCGCGCGGCGCCCUCGGCUCCCUAUGGAGCUACCAAGGGUGCCGUCCGGAACAUGACACAUACGCUGGCCAUGGAGUGGGCCAAGCAUGGUAUCCGCGUCAACUCAAUCUCACCUGGUUUUAUAAAGACUGCUAUGACCUACUUUGUGGAUCAAGCGCCGGACUGGGACCUCAAGAUGCAAUACUAUGGCGGCAUGCCGAGAUUAGCCGACCCCAAGGAGCUCGGCGGAGCUUAUGUGUACUUGCUCUCUGAUGGUGCGUCGUACACGACUGGGAUUGAUAUUCCGAUUGCUGGUAUUGUGGGAGCGUGGUAA
This is a messenger RNA of Aspergillus pseudotamarii, 892 nucleotides long. RefSeq lists its product as uncharacterized. The transcript has a single exon. Gene Ontology annotation, molecular function: oxidoreductase activity, acting on NAD(P)H, oxygen as acceptor. Lineage: Eukaryota; Fungi; Ascomycota; Eurotiomycetes; Eurotiales; Aspergillaceae. The annotation marks the transcript as partial. Gene Ontology annotation, cellular component: intracellular anatomical structure. The record is from RefSeq and is a predicted model, not a curated record.